AUGGGCAACUUGUUCACUCAUCCGACGCAUACCAAGCCGGGGGAGAUCACAGACGUGGACAGGGCGGUGCUGUCCCUGAAGGCGCAGCGGCGGAAAUUGGAGGACCAAUCAAAACUGAUCGAGAAGCGGAUAGAGCACAAUGUGAGCGUGGCGCGGGAGCUGAUUACGCUCAACAAAAAGGACCGCGCCCUGCUGGCCCUCAAAAAGAAGAAGUUGAACGAGCACCAGCUGCAGACCAUCCAAACGUGGCUGCUCAACGUCGAGGACAUGCUGUCCAACAUGGAGCUGACCAAGCAGCAGCAGCGGAUCUUUUCGGCCCUCAAAGAUGGCAACGCGGCCCUCAAGGCAGCCCAGGCCGAGUGGAGCGUUGACGAUGUCGAGCAGCUGAUGGACGAGACGGCGGAGGCCAAGGAGUACCAGGACAAGGUGGCGGACGUGCUAAGCGGCCAGCUCAGCGAUUUGGACGCAGAGGCGGCCGCGGUCGAGCUCGCCGCCCUCGAGGACUCUAUCCUCGGGACGGCCGAAGAGCGCGCCGCGGCCGAGGCUGCCGAGCUGCCCGAGGUUCCGACACACGAGGUCGAGGAGCCCCUGCCGGCGGCGCCGACAGCCACGCACGCGGUGGAGGCAGGGGCCGCAGCGGCGCGGGAGGAGGAGGCGGAGGGGGAGCGGCGCCUGGAGGCGCCGCUGGCGGCGGCUUGA
Messenger RNA from Monoraphidium neglectum, 699 nucleotides. Its product is annotated as charged multivesicular body protein 6. Bases 1 to 699 code for a protein of 232 amino acids. The transcript is spliced from 7 exons. NCBI's taxonomy places the organism in Eukaryota, Viridiplantae, Chlorophyta, Chlorophyceae, Sphaeropleales, Selenastraceae. Gene Ontology annotation, biological process: vesicle budding from membrane; late endosome to vacuole transport via multivesicular body sorting pathway. The record is from RefSeq and is a predicted model, not a curated record. Gene Ontology annotation, cellular component: ESCRT III complex; multivesicular body.